Molecule: messenger RNA, 1151 nt
Organism: Eupeodes corollae
Lineage: Eukaryota; Metazoa; Arthropoda; Insecta; Diptera; Syrphidae
Product: protein obstructor-E
Exons: 4
Coding region: 166-855 (229 amino acids)
Cellular component (GO): extracellular region
Molecular function (GO): chitin binding
Source: RefSeq, a predicted model, not a curated record
GCCAUCUUAAGUCAGUUGAUUUUCGAUCGCGGCUUAGCUUAAACGGAAACGGAGAAUACCAUCACCGCAAAGUAGGAAGUGUCUGUGUCUGAAUUGUUGCGUCAAAUUCGAGUCGAAAUUUUAAGCGCAUUCAAAACGAAAAUAAAAAAUAUAAAAACUUUCAACAUGAAACGCUUCCAGACAAGUAUCCUAAUUGUUAUGGGAUUGAUAAGUCUUGCUCAUGCUGCUGCAGUUGGUGAACCAGAAUGCCCUGAGAAAAAAGGAGUACAAGCUUAUGCGCACACGGAAAAUUGUGAUCAAUUUUUCUUGUGCACAAAUGGAACGUUGACUUUGGAAACUUGCGAAAAUGGAUUGUUGUUUGACGGUAAAGGAGCUGCACACAACCACUGUAACUAUAAUUGGGCAGUUGAUUGUGGUAACCGACAUUAUGAUCCUACACCAAUUUCCACACCCGGCUGUGAAUAUCAAUUCGGUAUCUACCCCAUUUCACCUGAAUGCUCUACCAGCUACAUUAAGUGUGAAUACGGUGAACCACACCAACUUGAAUGUGAUGCCGGUUUAGCUUAUGAUGACAGAAUCCACGGAUGCAACUGGCCUGAUCAACUUUUGGAGAAAUGCAACCCAGAAGCCGUUGUUGGUUUCAAGUGUCCAACCAAAGUCGCACCUGAUUCAGUAGCUGCUCGUUUCUGGCCAUUCCCACGUUUCCCUGUGUCCGGCGAUUGUCAUCGAUUGAUUACAUGCGUUGAAGGUCAUCCACGAUUGAUCACAUGUGGUGAAGAUAAGGUCUUCGAUGAGAAUACACUAACUUGUGAAGAUCCAGAAUAUGUUCCAAAUUGCAGAAGCCACAAGAAAUAAAUCACUUUCGUUUGUUAAGAAAGUGAAAUAAAUCUUGAACCAUUUCUUCACUUUGUACAAAGAAAAAAUUUCUAAUUCAAUUCUCUACCUACUACUCUUCAGCGGACUAAUUCCUCAAAUAUCGCCUAUAAUUUGAAUGUAAAGAUUGUAUUCCUCUUCUUUCUUGUGUUUGUUUUGUUUUUAAAUAAUCUUAGAUAUUUUUGUUGUUUUAUUAUUUUUUUUGAAGAAGAAGUUUGUACAUAUAGAUUGGCUUUGUUUACUGAAAUUGAUUAAAUAAAUUGUUUAUUUAUAAAUAA